AUGGCCGAAGAAGAGCGGAAGGCAUCCGCAAGCGGGUUUCCCACAGACCCAGCAGACUUCGAUGCCGAUCCACGAAUCUCGUUCUCGAAGCUCGAUGGGAAAUUUAUUUUGGAGACGGAUGACGGCCAGGAGUUUGCGUAUGAUGAUGCGCUAAAACGCUGGGUGCAAACGAUUGACGAUGCUUUACUGGAACAACAGCGACAGGCGUACAGAGUCGAAGGAGUAGACGAGGAAGAGACAGUGACAAGGUCUCAAUUGAGGAAGAAGAAACGAAAGCUUGGAGACGAUGAAAACGGCCAAAAGCAGAAGAAGCCCCGCGUGAAUACCGCAGUGUACAUCACAUCUAUACCCCUCGACGCAACGCUAGACGAGAUUCGCGAUGUGUUCUCUAAAUGCGGCGUGAUCGCCGAAGAGAUCGAUAGCGGCCGACCACGAAUAAAGAUGUAUAUGGACGACGAUAGCAAGUUCAAGGGCGAAGCGCUAGUCGUCUACUUUCGGCCGGAGUCAGUGAAUCUCGCCAUUCAGAUGCUUGACGAGUCCAAUUUCAGGAUAGGACAGUCGGGCCCGCUGGGUCCGAUGAAGGUGCAGGCGGCGGACUUCUCGUUCAAGAGCCAGCAAGAAGCCCCGACUAGCAUCAGCAUGCGGGAUAAGAAGAAGAUAAUGCAGAGGACGCAAAAGUUGAAUAGCAAACUCGCCGAUUGGGACGACGAUGAUCCUUCAGCGCUGCCCGACACCAGUUCGCGAUUGGAAAAGGUGGUGGUCUUGAAACAUAUGUUCACGCUGGAGGAAAUCGAGAAAGAUCCCGCCGCAAUUCUUGAUAUCAAGGAAGAUAUUCGCGACGAAUGCUCCAAGUUGGGCGACAUCACGAAUGUCGUUCUCUACGAUAAGGAGCCCGACGGCGUGGUCACGGUACGCUUCAGCGACCCCGACGCGGCUAGGCAAUGCGUGAAGACCAUGGGAGGCCGAUAUUUUGGCGGAACUCAAGUGGUGGCCUAUAUCUCCGACGGAUCUGAGAAGUUCAAGAAAACCAAUGAGAAACGCGCCGCGCUGGAAGACCUGGCUGAAGGACGCGACCCAGAUGAUGAGGCGGAACGCUUAGAGGUGUUUGGGUCGUGGCUUGAGAAUCAACGAGAGAGCGAGCGGGUUGUGGAAAAUUCUGCUCGAUGA
Messenger RNA from Talaromyces atroroseus, 1167 nucleotides. RefSeq lists its product as hypothetical. NCBI's taxonomy places the organism in Eukaryota, Fungi, Ascomycota, Eurotiomycetes, Eurotiales, Trichocomaceae. The transcript has 6 exons. Gene Ontology annotation, biological process: mRNA splicing, via spliceosome. Gene Ontology annotation, cellular component: U2-type spliceosomal complex; U2 snRNP. The coding region runs from base 1 to 1167 and encodes 388 amino acids. The record is from RefSeq and is a predicted model, not a curated record. Gene Ontology annotation, molecular function: RNA binding.